AUCGUGCCGAAGGUCGUCUCAAAUAGGACCGGUGCAACUAUCAUAUGUGGCGGUGCGGUGUCCCUUCUUGUGCGGUUCUUCUUCGUCGGACGAAGCAUUCGCAUAGCCGUCCUGCAGAACUCGUCGCUGCUUAUUCUUGCACCCUGCUUUUGCAUCACCACCGCAGUGUUUGCUCGAUACAUACACGGUGCAGGAACACUGGAGAAUUGACAUGGCGCUCAAUGUAGGCUUAGCAUGCGACGUCAUACUCGCAAUUCCGGUGGUUCACUCUUUGUAUACCAAGAAGAUCCGCCGUGUUCAGAAGCGCGACCUUUCUUGGCUAUUCGAAACCGGCUUUCUUAUCAGCAUCCAGCAGCUCUUCUUGAAAGUCAAUAUGUCUAGCAGUGCACCGAGGGAGCUAUGUCUCGCAAUUUACGUGUUAUCGGCGAGCAUCUCCGCAUGUUCCAUGCUUGCUGCUUUGAGUAACCGAGAUUAUCGGAAAAAAGACUUGUCUGUUCUGGUCGAAAGCCAAGAGCCUUUUGAUGCUGAACUUGAGAAAUCGGUUCAAUAGUACCUGCGACAGGAGAGAUCACAUAAUAGAUAGAACUUAUGGCUUGUGUAUGACGUACCUUUGCUUGCUGCUACACCCGCUGUUAAUUUGAAC
Messenger RNA from Coniophora puteana RWD-64-598 SS2, 643 nucleotides. RefSeq lists its product as uncharacterized. The transcript is spliced from 10 exons. The coding region runs from base 212 to 550 and encodes 112 amino acids. The record is from RefSeq and is a predicted model, not a curated record. NCBI's taxonomy places the organism in Eukaryota, Fungi, Basidiomycota, Agaricomycetes, Boletales, Coniophoraceae.